Messenger RNA from Cavenderia fasciculata, 1122 nucleotides. RefSeq lists its product as uncharacterized. The transcript has a single exon. NCBI's taxonomy places the organism in Eukaryota, Evosea, Eumycetozoa, Acytosteliales, Cavenderiaceae. The coding region runs from base 1 to 1122 and encodes 373 amino acids. The record is from RefSeq and is a predicted model, not a curated record.
AUGGAUAAGAAUAAUAAUAAUAAAAAGAAAUCAACAACUUCUAAUGCAACUGAACAAUCAUCAUAUGAUUUAUCAAUAUUAAAAAAAUAUGAAUUAAUUUAUGAUCAAGAAGGAUAUUGUUUAGCAUUUUCAUUGGAUCAAUUAAAUAAUAGUAAAACUAGUGAUAAUAAUAAUAAUGUAGAGACCAACCCAUUAGCAUUCUUUAAUCAUUUUGGAUUCUUGGUGAUAGAGAAUGCAUUGACAUCUGAUGAAUGUGAUAGAACACUUGGAGAGAUAUUUGGGAUCAUGGAGAGUAAGAGUACAUUCAAGAGAGAUGAUCGAUCGACUUGGAAUGAUUUCCCAGAGACUGAUAGUAUCGUUCAGUAUGGUAGUCCUUCAAGGCCACCAAUCUUUACACGUCAGUUUUUACUCAAUCGAUGUAACCCAAACAUAUUCAAUGUCUUUGCAACUGUACUUGGUAAUCAAGAUCUUAUGACCAAUCAUGAUCGUUGUUGUUUCUUUAGACCUACUGAAACUGACAGUACUAGUGCGGACAAGAUAGGAAAAAAGGAAUGGUCAACCAAAGAUAAUGUACAUUUAGAUAUGAAUCCAUUUAAUUGGAUGAUGACUGAUGGAUCAGUUGUUAGAGCUGAAUUGGAUCGUCUGCGUUAUGACAAGAUAUCAGAGUUUAUAGUAGAGAAUAAUCAACCAUCCCAUUUGGAUGGUACGCAGUUACAAGGUGUAAUCAACCUACUUGAUAACCAUCUAGAAGACGGUGGGUAUUGUGUAGUACCAGGGUUCCUACAUUGCUUUGAAGAAUAUUUCAAAACAAAGACACCAAAUUACACACAACCAUCGACCAACUUUUCAAGCAAGGAUCCAGUAUUCAAGUAUGCUCGUCGUAUUCCAAUGCGUAAAGGAUCGGUUGUAGUAUGGGACCAACGUAUGCCACACGGAUCCCUCUCCAACCAUAGCUCCAAUCCAAGAAGUGCCCAAUUUAUCAAAAUGUUCCCAACCACAACCGUCUCUCAAGACCGAUAUAAAUCUAGAGCCAUUGUCCUUUCAAAAAUCAUCAAUUCUAUAGAUGAUUUCCCUAGUACUCCUCUUUCAAAUCAAUUAUUUGGUUUAGUUGGAAAAUAUUAG